AUGGCAUACGAGGGCACCCAAGUUGAACCGAUCCCUCGAAAGGACCUCGAAGCCACCGAAGAUACCGACGAGAUGAGAUCUCAGGGUACUAUCGCGGACCGUUUGCCUUUGGAACUUGACUGUCCGUCCUUGGGAUCCAGCGAGUGUCCCUCAAUGGCUUCUAGUUUCUCGCCGCUUGAUUCACCAACACCUACCAGCAUGUACAGCCAAACAUCGCUGACUUCGCCCGGCUGGCAUGAAGGCGGUUCAUUCUCUGUCCACCCUAAUCAACACUACGACAGGCACACUGGUUCUACGCCAAUGCGCAGCGCUUUUCGACUGGCUGACAUGACUGCGACGACCGGUGAUUCUAUGGCUAUGCCGUACGCCUUGGACACCCAGGACCGCAUGCCCAUGCCCGAGUACCUACCAGGCUAUGAUGACAAUGUUGAGCAAUUUUGGAUCCCAUCUGACAUGCCCAAGACGUACGACAACCCCCAUGGAAUGCAAUAUCCCUCUGGCAUGGCAUCCUACCCGACCAUGGCGCGCACGCACUACCGUCACGCACCGUAUCUCCCAGAAUCGGCCACCAACCCAUGCUUAUCGCGACCCAUCUUCAGCCAACCCGAAAGAAUGUCCAGCUCGAUGUCCAUGGGUAACAUGUUGCACUGGAUGCCGUCUACCGAGUCCAUGGCCCCCCAAACCAUCACACCGUCCCAGGCCUUCCCCCAAACAGCGCCUGUCACACCUCCGCCGUCGUACUCUGACUUCCCCACCUCGCUCAACGCCUUCAAGCAAACACCCACGACCUCCAUUCGCUCCUGCUCGCUGGGCACUCCAUCGGGGACAGAGACUUCGGUGAGCCGCGUAUCGGGUGGUGCAGGUGACUUUCACGAGGACUUUCCUCUGUCUCCCUACCGCGACGGGAUGUCCCGUCCAUCGCGCCAGCCAUCGCGCAAGCUCAGCAGGAAAUCAUCCAAGAACAACUUGACCCUGGAGAGCCUGCCGCCAAUCAUCAAGCAGGUUCAAUUCAAGUGCAAGGAGCCAGGAUGCAAGGGCCGGUUCAAGCGUCAGGAGCACUUGAAACGGCACAUGAAGAGCCACUCGCAGGAAAAGCCGCAUGUGUGCUGGGUUCCGGGAUGCCACCGGGCCUUCUCACGCAGUGACAACCUCAACGCUCACUACACCAAGACCCACAGCAAACGGGGCGGUCGCAACAGGUAUGUCGCGACCCUGGACGAGACCAGCCCCGACUUCGACCCUGACUUCCGGGGCCAGCUCACUCCCGACGGCCGUCCUAUUUAUGGGUCCAAGUUGGAUGACCCGAUGGACACCCGGGAGCUGAGUGUGGAUGCUUGGGACGAGUAA
Aspergillus chevalieri is the source of this 1347-nucleotide messenger RNA. It is a transcript of the gene brlA, whose product is annotated as C2H2 type transcription factor BrlA. The record is from RefSeq and is a predicted model, not a curated record. NCBI's taxonomy places the organism in Eukaryota, Fungi, Ascomycota, Eurotiomycetes, Eurotiales, Aspergillaceae. Gene Ontology annotation, molecular function: RNA polymerase II cis-regulatory region sequence-specific DNA binding; DNA-binding transcription factor activity, RNA polymerase II-specific. The transcript is spliced from 2 exons. Gene Ontology annotation, cellular component: PcG protein complex; transcription regulator complex. Gene Ontology annotation, biological process: regulation of transcription by RNA polymerase II. The coding region runs from base 1 to 1347 and encodes 448 amino acids.